Messenger RNA from Apodemus sylvaticus (European woodmouse), 4414 nucleotides. RefSeq names its product solute carrier family 12 member 1 (gene Slc12a1). Lineage: Eukaryota; Metazoa; Chordata; Mammalia; Rodentia; Muridae. Gene Ontology annotation, biological process: potassium ion homeostasis; cell volume homeostasis; potassium ion import across plasma membrane. The record is from RefSeq and is a predicted model, not a curated record. Gene Ontology annotation, cellular component: membrane. Gene Ontology annotation, molecular function: sodium:potassium:chloride symporter activity.
AUGUCGGUCAACAUCCCUUCUAACCCAGUGCCCAGUAGCGCCAGUCGUUUUCAGGUCCAUGUCAUAAACGAGGGCCACGGCAAUGAUGCAGCCGUGAGUGACAGCGCAGACCCCCCACAUUAUGAAGAGACCUCUUUUGGGGACGAAGCCCAAAACAGACUGCGAAUCAGCUUUAGGCCUGGGAAUCAGGAGUGCUAUGACAAUUUUCUCCAAACUGGAGAGACUGCUAAAACAGACACCACGUAUCACGCCUACGACUCUCACACAAACACAUACUACCUGCAAACCUUUGGCCACAACACCAUGGACGCCGUCCCCAAGAUUGAGUACUAUCGCAACACAGGCAGCGUGAGCGGGCCCAAGGUCAACCGGCCCAGCCUGCUGGAGAUCCACGAACAGCUAGCUAAGAAUGUGACUGUGGCCCCUGGUUCAGCUGACAGGGUUGCUAAUGGAGAAGGAAUGCCUGGAGAAGAGCAAGCAGAAGCCAAGGAAGAAGACAUGGCUGGUGUUGUGAAGUUUGGAUGGGUGAAAGGUGUGCUGGUGCGAUGCAUGCUGAACAUCUGGGGAGUCAUGCUCUUUAUCCGUCUCUCCUGGAUUGUAGGAGAAGCGGGAAUUGGUCUUGGAGUUCUUAUCAUUCUUCUUUCCACCAUGGUAACCUCUAUCACUGGGUUGUCAACUUCUGCAAUAGCCACAAACGGGUUUGUUCGUGGAGGCGGAGCCUACUACCUGAUUUCCCGGAGCUUAGGGCCUGAGUUCGGUGGGUCAAUUGGCUUGAUCUUUGCUUUUGCCAACGCAGUGGCUGUCGCCAUGUAUGUGGUAGGGUUCGCGGAGACUGUGGUGGACCUUCUUAAGGAGAGUGAUUCAAUGAUGGUGGAUCCAACCAAUGACAUCCGCAUAAUCGGUUCCAUCACCGUGGUGAUUCUUCUAGGAAUCUCAGUAGCUGGGAUGGAGUGGGAAGCUAAGGCUCAAGUGAUUCUCCUGGUCAUUCUUCUCAUUGCCAUUGCAAACUUCUUCAUUGGAACUGUCAUCCCGUCCAACAAUGAGAAGAAAUCCAGAGGCUUCUUCAACUACCAAGCAUCUAUAUUUGCGGAAAACUUUGGGCCAAGCUUCACAAAGGGUGAAGGCUUCUUCUCGGUCUUUGCCAUCUUUUUCCCCGCUGCUACUGGGAUUCUUGCUGGUGCCAACAUCUCUGGAGACCUGGAGGAUCCCCAGGAUGCCAUCCCCAGAGGGACCAUGCUGGCCAUCUUCAUCACCACCGUUGCCUACAUAGGAGUUGCUAUUUGUGUAGCCGCCUGUGUGGUCCGAGACGCCACUGGAAGCAUGAACGACACCAUCGUUUCUGGGAUGAAUUGCAACGGCUCUGCAGCCUGUGGGCUGGGCUACGACUUCUCACGAUGUCAACAUGAACCAUGUCAGUAUGGGCUGAUGAACAAUUUCCAGGUCAUGAGCAUGGUUUCCGGGUUCGGCCCCCUCAUCACCGCAGGGAUCUUUUCAGCAACGCUGUCUUCUGCCCUGGCCUCCCUCGUCAGUGCGCCCAAAGUCUUCCAGGCUCUGUGCAAGGACAACAUCUUCAAAGGACUGCAGUUCUUCGCAAAGGGCUAUGGGAAAAACAACGAGCCCCUGAGAGGGUACUUCCUCACGUUUGUGAUAGCCAUGGCAUUCAUUCUCAUCGCGGAGCUGAACGUCAUUGCGCCCAUCAUCUCCAACUUCUUCCUGGCCUCGUAUGCGCUUAUUAAUUUCUCCUGCUUCCAUGCCUCGUAUGCCAAAUCUCCAGGAUGGAGGCCGGCAUAUGGGAUUUACAACAUGUGGGUAUCUCUUUUUGGAGCGAUUUUGUGCUGUGCAGUCAUGUUUGUCAUCAACUGGUGGGCGGCUGUCAUCACCUAUGUCAUUGAGUUAUUCCUUUAUAUCUAUGUGACUUAUAAGAAGCCAGAUGUGAACUGGGGCUCCUCCACACAGGCUCUGUCCUAUGUGAGCGCUUUAGACAACGCUCUGGAAUUAACCACAGUGGAAGACCAUGUGAAAAACUUCAGACCCCAGUGCAUUGUCUUAACAGGCGGACCCAUGACAAGGCCUGCUCUCCUGGAUAUAACCCAUGCUUUUACGAAGAAUAGUGGCCUCUGCAUCUGCUGCGAAGUCUUCGUGGGACCUCGCAAGCUGUGUGUUAAGGAGAUGAACAGCGGCAUGGCUAAAAAACAGGCCUGGCUUAUAAAGAACAAAAUCAAGGCUUUUUAUGCUGCAGUGGCGGCAGACUGCUUCAGGGACGGUGUCCGGAGUCUCCUUCAGGCCUCAGGCUUGGGGAGAAUGAAGCCUAACACUCUCGUGAUUGGAUACAAAAAAAACUGGAGGAAAGCUCCCUUGUCAGAGCUUGAGAACUACGUGGGAAUCAUACAUGAUGCUUUUGACUUUGAGAUUGGCGUGGUCAUAGUCAGAAUCAGCCAAGGAUUUGACAUCUCUCCAGUUCUCCAGGUACAAGAUGAACUGGAGAAACUGGAGCAGGAGAGAUUGGCUCUGGAGGCUGCCAUCAAAGACAAUGAGUGCGAGGAGGGAAAGGGAGGCAUCCGAGGCUUGUUUAAGAAGGCCGGCAAACUGAACAUUACCAAGCCAGCCCCUAAAAAAGACGGCAACAUCAGCACCAUCCAGUCCAUGCACGUUGGGGAGUUCAAUCAGAAACUGGUGGAAGCCAGCGCUCAGUUUAAAAAGAAACAGGGGAAAGGCACGAUUGAUGUUUGGUGGUUAUUCGAUGAUGGAGGGUUAACACUGCUUAUCCCAUAUAUCUUGACUCUCAGAAAAAAAUGGAAAGAUUGUAAGUUAAGAAUCUAUGUUGGAGGAAAGAUCAACCGUAUCGAAGAGGAAAAAAUUUCAAUGGCUUCUCUUCUCAGCAAAUUUAGGAUAAAAUUUGCAGACAUCCAUAUAAUUGGAGACAUCAACAUUAAGCCAAACAAAGAGAGCUGGAAAGUCUUUGAAGAGAUGAUUGAACCUUAUCGGCUCCAUGAAAGCCACAAAGAUUUGACCACUGCUGAGAAAUUAAAAAGAGAAAGUCCAUGGAAAAUUACAGAUGCAGAACUGGAAGGAGUCAAGGAAAAGAGUUAUCGCCAAGUUCGACUGAACGAGCUCUUACAGGAACACUCCAGAGCCGCCAACCUCAUCGUGUUGAGCCUUCCAGUGGCAAGAAAAGGAUCUAUUUCGGAUUUGUUGUACAUGGCGUGGUUAGAAAUCCUGACCAAGAACCUCCCUCCUGUGUUACUCGUUAGAGGAAAUCACAAAAAUGUCCUGACAUUUUAUUCUUAAAGCGAGAAGGAUGAGAAAUGCUAUACCUUGGUGUCUGAAUAAUUAUGAAAUACAUCUGGUUCUUUGUGUUUUAAAACCUCUUCUAUGAAUAUACAAACCUCUGGAGACUAGCCUACCUGAUUCUACACAAGUUUUCUCUUUUAAAAAAAUUUAUUAUCAAUGAGAGUUUUUCCCCACCAACUUAAAAGACAUCAAAAACCAUGAGACUCCUAGAAAAACACUUUUCCGUUGUUCCUGGUAAAUAAGAAAUUAAUAACAGCUGGCCGACAUGCUUACAGGAUAUGCUAAUCUAGAUAUGAGCUCCAGGCAGACUUAAUCUCCUGUUUCUGUGGAGUCUGCUGCAUGGCCCUGGUGCAGGCCACAGGCCCACAGCAGGCUCUCCAUAAAUUCUUACUGACAGGCUGGAAUGGUAAAGGCGGGCAGCUAGCUGGGUCAGUGGCCUGGCUCUGCUUGGCCUCCUGAGAAAUUUGUGAAGAUUUAAAAAUCAAUAUCUGGAAACUGUAAGAAGGGCUGAAGCCUACAAAGUGUUCAAAGCCGUUACCUAAAUAAGGUUUCUUUAAUGCAGCAGAUAAUAAGUUUAACCUCUGGCCACACGUAGCUCGCAUUUGCUGCUAGCUGGAGAUACAUUAGGUAGGUGAACAAGGGGCCCAUGUUCCACUUAAAUGAAACAAAGUCUUAACAUACAAAUAUCAAUUGUCUUCCUGGCUAAAUAUUUUGAAAUUUCUACCUUAGUACUAUUUUUUCCUCGAAUUAAGUGGUUUGCAGAGAUAAAAUAAAAAAAUCUAUGAUCUCACUGAAAAAUUAAUCUCAUAGAUUUCCAAUCCACUAUUAAAAAUGUAUCCAGAUCCUACAUUUAUUUACUUUCUAAAUAUACAGGUAUAUGGGCUUUACGGAAUAACUAAGAAAUAGAGAAACGUAAAAUUUAAAAAUACAGGUGCUGAUUUUUCUUCUUGUUAGUGUGUGUAUAUUAUUUAAUCACAGAAAAAAAUAUUUAUGAUAUGAUAAAUGGCUUGUUUUGAGGUUUGGUUUUGUCUUUUCUUGGAAUAUUUUGACUGCUCUGUGGAUGUUCAUGGGGGCAAAUUGACACCUGAAAUAAAAAUCACUAAAUUUUGUUGGCUUUGACAAA